AUAAUGUUUAUCUUCAGUCAACCUAAAGACGAAGAUGCAGACAGACAAUAGAAAUAUCAGACCACAGGUGCAGAUAAACUUGUCCUCAAAUCCUCAACAGCCAGUCUAAAAUAAACUAAAUUAAAACUUCUUUUAAAGUCAUAAAGAGAGAGUAAAUCCAAGCAGUAUUUCUUCAGAUUUCUGUGCCGCGCUGUCUUCAGUGCAGAGAAAUCAUUUCCAUAGAGAGGAGUCUUUGCAUCUUCAGCUGAUCCUCCUGUGAACUGAGAAGCUUUAUAGUCCUGUGAGUUCAUCUCUGCAGCACUCAGAUCUGUCAGUCAACGCAGCACAAACCUCAACAUGACUCUCAGCACCUUCUUCAUGUGGACGCUGGCCUGCUGCUGGUUGACAGGUUUGUCCUCACAGAAACAUUCAAUCAUCUUGUGUUGACUUAUUUAAUUCUGCUGCAGAAUUAAUGAUGAAUUUUCUGUCUGCAGGAUGCAGAGGUCAGGUGACUGUGACUCAGCCUUCAGUGGAGACUUUCACUCCAGGAUCCACGGUCACUCUCACCUGUAAAACUGACCCAAAGGUGAAGGUUUGGACAGAUGGAGGUAGUCGAGUGCACUGGUAUCAGCAGAAACCUGGACAGGCUCCCAAACUCCUAAUAUAUAAUGGUAUUCACAAACCCUCUGGUCAAGGAGUUCCAGAUCGGUUCACAGGCAGAGGAGACGGAGUGAACGCUGCUUUGACCAUCCGUGGGGCUCAGGCUGAAGAUGCUGCAGUUUAUUACUGUCAGAGUGCACAUGAAAUAAACAGUGCUUGGGUGUUCACACAGUGAUUUAUGCUCAUACAAAAACCUCUCUCAGUCAGGCUGCAGAGACUCUGAACAGGAACUGACAGCAGCUGC
This is a messenger RNA of Xyrichtys novacula (pearly razorfish), 883 nucleotides long. The record is from the annotation of a GenBank genome assembly. NCBI's taxonomy places the organism in Eukaryota, Metazoa, Chordata, Actinopteri, Labriformes, Labridae.